Molecule: messenger RNA, 1641 nt
Organism: Aspergillus mulundensis
Lineage: Eukaryota; Fungi; Ascomycota; Eurotiomycetes; Eurotiales; Aspergillaceae
Product: MT-A70 family
Exons: 1
Coding region: 1-1641 (546 amino acids)
Cellular component (GO): RNA N6-methyladenosine methyltransferase complex; nucleus
Molecular function (GO): nucleic acid binding; methyltransferase activity
Source: RefSeq, a predicted model, not a curated record
AUGGGAACAAACUCUUCUAUACUCUACGAAAACCCCAGCUCCACCGUCUUCCUUGUCGACAUCCCCACAUCCAUUGCACUAGCACAGGACUUCUCACCACAGUCAAACUCCGGCACAUCCAAUAACACAGAACCUGACUCAAUCACAUCAUUAUACAAGAAAACAGUCAAAAGGCGACAUAUCAUAUCAUCAACCCCACUGAAGCAACCAUACGCGGUUUCAAACGAGCCAAAAUCGGAAACCGCGCGCACAAAAGUCCUUGAGCAGACCCCGCAGUCAGAAAAGGAUAUCCACGGAGCUGUCUGUCUUCUGGCGUCUAAUGCUCUGAGUGAGAUCAAGCAUUAUUAUCCGAAAGAUUCGGAAUGGUGUCUUCCUCGGUACCUUCUCGAAGACGAAGAUGGUAAGGAGUCUGGAGAAGAUUCCAAACAGAAUGAGAAGGCGCGCUCUAAGUGGCUAGAUGAAAUCCGGGAUGGAAAGAGAGCACGCGGGAAGAAACGGCGACAGGAUGAGCAUCCUGAUGCCUCUGAUGGGAAGGAACAGGGUGACCCUCAGUUCUUCGAUAUCCAAGUCCCUUCACGCCAGCUGUCGGCAGAUGAAAAUGAUCAAUUUCAACGCCAGCCUCCUCUGAUCCUAGCACCCGGCAGAAAUCGGUUCGAAGACGAAAGCAAGAUAUGCAACACCUUGGUGAAGAAUACGUCUUCAGAUACAACGACCAUCGAGCUACGAGACCCGUUUGCAAUCAAGUCGCUCAGACGAUUCAGUUUCGAUUCUAAGCAGGCGCACAAACGAGGACAUGUACGAGAGCAUGUGUUUAUCAUUCCGCCACUGUCAAAAUUCAUCCUAUGCAAUCUACCACUAUCAGAUGAGCUAGAUUACGCAAAUCCAACUCCAAUCCCGGACCUUGACCCAGACCAAAAGUUCAACUUGAUCGUCCUCGAUCCGCCAUGGGCAAACAGGUCUGUUCGGCGCAGCGGCCACUAUCAGACGCAGACGUACCUUGAUAAUGAGAUGCUUAUGGGAUAUAUCUCCUCUGUGUUUGCGGCACAUUCUCAUCCAGGUCCGCCUCCGCUGCCUGGCGACACUCUAGACCGUGACAAAUUUAAGUCUAACCUCUCAAUCGCCGCAAUAUGGACUACCAACUCCGCUAAAUCGAGGGCUAUAGCGUACGGCUCUCUCAUUGAGUCAGGUUUUUCUAUCUGCGAGGAAUGGGUGUGGAUCAAGACUACUGUUGAGGGAGAGCCUGUGACGUCGAUUGAAGGGCUCUGGCGGAAGCCGUAUGAAAUUCUUGUCAUCGGGCAAAAAGGGCGAGGUCUAGCUUCCGGUUCCAAGGAUAGUGCUAGUGCUGGUGGCGCUGGCGUUGUGAGAAGAGUAAUUGCCGCUGUUCCGGAUGUUCACUCGCGAAAGCCGAACCUCAAAGAGCUGUUUGAAAAGGUCUUUUUCUCUUCUGACUCAGAGAAUGGUUCUGGUACUGAAGCCGUUAACGGCCCUGGGAAUAAGCCCGUAGAGUAUUCAGCGCUCGAGGUAUUUGCGAGGAACCUGACCGCUGGAUGGUGGGCUUGUGGGAAUGAGGUUCUAAAGUUCAAUUCAGAGAGUUGGUGGGUGGAAGCCGACAGCUGCAGGCAUGCACCUGUCAAGUCAUGA